Messenger RNA from Fusarium coffeatum, 600 nucleotides. RefSeq lists its product as uncharacterized. The record is from RefSeq and is a predicted model, not a curated record. The transcript is spliced from 3 exons. NCBI's taxonomy places the organism in Eukaryota, Fungi, Ascomycota, Sordariomycetes, Hypocreales, Nectriaceae. The coding region runs from base 1 to 600 and encodes 199 amino acids.
AUGUCUCGUGUAUUCAUACUGUCUCUCUUGGCCUCGCGAGCCCUCGCAGCAAAUCCCCUCUUGGGCGCCUACCCAACCGAUCAAUGCGACGCCUGCAUGGAUGAAGUCUACACCAGCUGUCCAGGCAAUUACCAAGAGCGCUCCUACGCAACAUGCAUGUGCGCAGGCGACGGCAGCGUAAAGUUCUUGUCUUGCCUCGGAUCUUGUGAUCCUCAACUGAAUGAGCCCGCGAAUGCUGCGUCUACUUACUACGGAUACUGCCUUAUGUUCUUCAAGGAACUUUGUGAUGGCGCGGAGGGGAAUGUGGACCAAGAGACUUAUGAGACGCAGUGUUCUAAGAAGGCUAUUGCAGAGGGAGGCAUUGGAGAGAAGGGUGGUAAGAGUGGUGAUGGAGAUAAGACAGAUACUGGGAGCGAUGAUGAGGACGCUGGGUCUGAUGAAAACACCGAGAUCGUAAAGCCCACCAGGACAAAUGAAUCAGUCAGCGACAAGACCGGUGACGCCAGCGAAGCCGACGAGACAGACGCAGGUUCGAAGCAGACUGCUAUCCCAGCUGUGGCCAUCUUGGCCGGUCUUGGACUCCAGCUUGUAAAUGUUUAG